AUGUCUUGGAGACCUUGUGUCUGUUCUGCUUGUAAUACACAUAUUGGAUGGUAUUUUCAGUCUCCAGAAAAGGAUUUUGUUGGUCUUGUAAUUGACAAUUUAAUUAGUGAAGAUUGUUUGUUUUUUUAUUUAAAUUUUUUGUUGUCUUUUGAUGGGGAAUUUUGUGGUUUUUUAAAUCCAGCUUCCAUUUGCUCAUUCACAUUGUAUACGUCCCAACCUAUUCUUGGCAAUUAG
Molecule: messenger RNA, 234 nt
Organism: Meloidogyne enterolobii
Lineage: Eukaryota; Metazoa; Nematoda; Chromadorea; Rhabditida; Meloidogynidae
Source: the annotation of a GenBank genome assembly